Messenger RNA from Fimicolochytrium jonesii, 351 nucleotides. RefSeq lists its product as uncharacterized. Lineage: Eukaryota; Fungi; Chytridiomycota; Chytridiomycetes; Spizellomycetales; Powellomycetaceae. The annotation marks the transcript as partial. Gene Ontology annotation, biological process: maturation of SSU-rRNA from tricistronic rRNA transcript (SSU-rRNA, 5.8S rRNA, LSU-rRNA); ribosomal small subunit assembly; translation. Gene Ontology annotation, molecular function: mRNA 5'-UTR binding; small ribosomal subunit rRNA binding; structural constituent of ribosome. The record is from RefSeq and is a predicted model, not a curated record. The transcript is spliced from 2 exons. Gene Ontology annotation, cellular component: ribosome; mitochondrial small ribosomal subunit.
AUAUUGCAUAUCCUAGCGAAUCGCAACAACACCCACGCAACAUUUACGAAUCCGAAGGGAUUGAUCCUGGCAACUGCCACCGCGGGCAAUCUGGGAUUGCGAAAGGCUGCCCGAGGCACGAGCGAUGCCGGGUACCAAACUGUAGCCCACCUGGCUGAGAAAAAAUACCACGGAGUGGAUUUGAAACGGGCGACGGAGGAAGGGAUUCACAUGAAGUUUUCUGGCUUUGGGCCAGGGAGGGAUCAGGCUUUCAGAGCGAUUGUGGCCGCUGGGUGGAAGAUCAAUAUGAUCACGGAUGUGACGCCUUUCGCGCAUGGUGGAUGCAGGCCGAGGAAGAAGAGAAGGUUGUAG